Molecule: messenger RNA, 1152 nt
Organism: Naumovozyma dairenensis CBS 421
Lineage: Eukaryota; Fungi; Ascomycota; Saccharomycetes; Saccharomycetales; Saccharomycetaceae
Gene: SET6
Product: Set6p
Exons: 1
Coding region: 1-1152 (383 amino acids)
Cellular component (GO): nucleus
Molecular function (GO): protein binding
Source: RefSeq, a predicted model, not a curated record
AUGACUAUAGAUAAUAAAAAUGAUUUAGAUAAUGUUUCUCCAUUUUUUGAAAUAAAACAAACUUCAUGGGGAGGUAGAGCAUGUUUUAGUAAAUGCGCAUUGCCUGCAGGAACACCGAUUUUGGAAAUCAAUAAUUGUAUCGGUUCCUCUUUAUCGUACGAAUUUAGGAAAGAAGUUUGUCAUUUUUGCUACUUCUAUCAUAAUGGACAUACUUUGAAAUAUAGAUUGGAAAAAGAGCAUUUGAAAUUCAUGGAAAAUUGUAAUGAUAAAGAAAAUGGCGAAGGAAAAAAAUCUACAAGAAUGAAUAACAAGGCGAAAUUUCAAGGAGCUGGACUUUGGUUUUGCUCUGAACUUUGCCGUUCAAAGUUUAUAAAACAACCUCAUAUUUGGGAGUUAGUACAAUGUUAUGAGAUCUUGUGGUGUAAUCUUCAAAAAAUGUUUAAAAGAGAAAAUCCUGAUGAUGUAACAGGGAGAGAAGAACAAUUGAAUUCUAUUAUAAUUACCGAAGACGUCAUACAACGUUCAUGGGAUGAUUGCCAACAUAAUUGGAUACCCAGAAUCGAUAAAAUGUCAGCUGCGAAAAAAUUGCAUAAUUUACCCGUUAUUUCUGAAGAUGAAUACUGUUGUGCCAAAUUUGUAUGCGAAAGUUUGUUCAGAUUGAAAUAUAUAGAUUCAGACUCUAUAACUAAAAAAUGUUUUAACGGUCUACAAUCUAAUGAACUAAGCAAAAUUCAUGAAUUCCCUGUUCUCUUACAUUUUCAGGAAUUGGUCUUCAAAACUCUUUAUAUACUUUUACCCGAUUAUUUGAGGACACAAUUGACCAUUGAAAAUUUCAGACAUAUCGUUGGUUCUGAAUACGGUAAUGCAUUUGGUAUUUGGGAAACUGGAGAAACCCCUGAAAGUAGAGAAUGGUUUGGUUUUGAAGUCUUACCAGAGGCAUCAUAUUUCAAUCAUUCAUGUAAACCUAAUAUUACGAAGACUCGUGAAGGUCGAACUAUGGAAUUUACUUUAAACAGCAACGUAGCAAAGGGGACAGAAAUCUGUAUUGAUUACUCAGGUGUUCUGGAUUUACCAACCAAAAAACGUCGUAAGUUCCUCCACGACACGUGGUUUUUCGAUUGUCUAUGUGUUAGAUGCAAAUCAGAAAUGUAA